Molecule: messenger RNA, 489 nt
Organism: Coniosporium apollinis CBS 100218
Lineage: Eukaryota; Fungi; Ascomycota; Dothideomycetes
Exons: 1
Coding region: 1-489 (162 amino acids)
Biological process (GO): phospholipid metabolic process; arachidonate secretion
Molecular function (GO): A2-type glycerophospholipase activity
Source: RefSeq, a predicted model, not a curated record
AUGCGCUUCAUCCAAGCCCUCGCCUGCGCGCUCAGCCUCACAGUAUCCGUCUCCGCCCUCGCAAUCAGCGACAUCAAAGAAGCUCUCGCCUCCCUCACUCCACGCGACCCCCGUCCCUCGCGGGAGCAAGAGACCGACGGCCUGCUUUUCUUGACUCCCAUGAGCAGCUUUCUAGUCGCCAAACGCGCCAGACAGCCCGCGCGGCUCCAUUGGGACGACAACGGGUGCACAGGCGUGCCAGAUAAGCCAAGCGGCUUCAACUUCCUGCCCAGCUGCCAGCGCCAUGAUUUUGGUUACUCAAACUACAAGAUCCAGAAGCGAUGCUCGGAGGCGGAGAGGAAGAAGAUUGAUGAUAAUUUUAAGAAGGAUAUGGAUAAGGAGUGCUCGAAGUAUGCGGGGCUGCAGGCUGCUAGGGGUGUGCAGUGCAGGGCGAUUGCGAGGGGGUAUUAUGAAGGGGUCAGGAAACUAGGCGAGUCGCGGUUCUGCUAG